UUCCCACCCACCUCUCACUCUUCUUCCCCUAACCAAUUAAUUAAAAUAAUGUUCUAAAGUACUUUGUUCCAUCAUUCUCUCUCCGUCUUCACACACGUGGACCCAUUUUUCUUUUUAUUAACCAUCAAAUGUCAACCGCUUCCUACCUCUUCCACCCUCCUCCUCUUCCGCCGUCGCCGCCACAAGACUCCAACCACUCUCACCUCACAACUCUAGGCUUUGGCUACACCAUAGCCAUAGGUCUCGGUUUCCUCGUCCUCAUUUCCAUCGUUCUUCUAUCCUCCUACAUCUGUUGCCGUGACUCUCGCCGCCGCACAACCGCUGUUGAAACCACCGAGGAACGUGGCAGAAGCGUAAACCUCCCUCGCGUAAUCUUUGUCUCCGAAGAAGACAACGAAGAUCUUGAAGCGGGUGACGUCAUCGUGGGACUAGACCAAGCCGUUAUAAACUCUUACCCUAAGUUCCACUUCUCCAACGAAACCUCCGUCGCGUCUUCCGAUGGAUUUGCCGGCGGCGGCGGAGGAGAUACGUCGUGUUCGAUAUGUUUGUGUGAGUAUAAAGAAGCAGAGAUGUUGAGGAUGAUGCCCGAGUGUAAACACUACUUCCAUUUAUGUUGUCUGGACGCGUGGCUUAAACUCAACGGUUCUUGUCCUGUUUGUCGGAACUCGCCGCUUCCGACGCCUACGUCUACACCACUUUCAACACCUUUGUCGGAAGUUGUGCCGCUCUCGCUGUAUGCGGCAGAUCGGAGGAGAGCAAGAAGAUGAGAUAUUUUACAUAGAUCCAUUCGCCUAAUAAAUUAAUUAGGAUUAUAUUAUUAUUUUUGGCUCCGUUUCAUUACAACUUUACUGAUUUGUAAUUAAAAUUUUCUUCAAAAGUGGAGUUUGCCAUUAGUAUCAUCGAAAUGAAAUAGUAUAGUC
Molecule: messenger RNA, 920 nt
Organism: Brassica oleracea var. oleracea
Lineage: Eukaryota; Viridiplantae; Streptophyta; Magnoliopsida; Brassicales; Brassicaceae
Product: RING-H2 finger protein ATL67-like
Exons: 1
Coding region: 129-767 (212 amino acids)
Biological process (GO): protein ubiquitination
Molecular function (GO): transferase activity
Source: RefSeq, a predicted model, not a curated record